AUUGCAAUCGAUGCAUAAAUAUCCUUUCUUUAGACCUUAGAAUUAUAGUUAAACCGGGGUAACCUUUUGCUAACCAUACUAUAGUGAUCAUUGUUAGUGUAGUUACAUGUUUAAAUGGGUUCACCCCUUGACUGGUCAUCUUUUUUAACUUAAUUUUUUUUCGGAGCCACCCCUAAGCUAUAUCACACAGAGUAAUAAAUAGAUCGUGGUUUAACAUUGAUCAGGGUGUACAUGGAAGUUUACAAUGAAGCACUGUUACAUUUGUGCUACUUUGCCGGUAAAACCAGAGACUUAGCUACAGGACAGACGAGGCAGGCGAUUGCAUGAGGCCCCGAAUUUUGAAGAGGUGACCUUAAGGCUGACACUGAGUUCAUCAUGAAAAUUUCAGACCUCAAUGUGCAGAACCUUUGAUAGAUACUGUGCAACGGUAUACCAGGAAGCUACCUAAAGGGGCCCUAUCUUGAUUGUGUGUGGGAUUUUAUUUUGAAUUGUCGCACUUUGCAAAAUGAAAAACAAGUUGCCAUUCUGUAAGCCAGAGAAAAAAAAGAAGAUACAAGAAGAAGAGGAAAAGAGGGAGCAGAACUGUGGUAAGUGGUGGAGAUAACCUUUUAAUGAAAUCAUUAAGCAUGACAAAUGUAGACUAAGCCAUAAAGUAAUGUAAUGUUAGUCCAAUAUCAAUGCGGCAAGCAAACAGCUAUAGCUCGGAGUUGGCACGUGAAUAAUGCUUAUUUAUCUUGAUAGCUUGGUUUUGUAAAGUAAAUACAGACCCAACACUUUACCAAAGGUGUUCUGUUGUAGACUAUGUGAUAUAACGAUGGUGUAUUUGGGAAUCUUGAUCGAAUUGUAUUUGGAUUUUGGAAAAUCAUUAUUUUUAACGGAAAAGCAGACAUAGACAUUGCCUCGUGUAUAAUCCCUGACUAGAUACAAAUUAAAAUGUCUUCUUAUAAUAAUUGGAUAUUAUAUUUACAUUUAUAUGGAAAAAAUGGUAACACAACCAUAUCCAUUUCUUUUUUUUUUUUUUUUUUUAUCUCUGUGGGAGAAUUAUUAAAGUAUCUUUCAGCAACAGAAUAAAAAGAAACAAAAAGUGACAGGAUUUAGUAUUUUCCUGCCUGGGGUCUCCACACUACCUAUUAUCAACCCAGGUAAAACUGUAACACAGGACUCCUUUUGGUUUCUGUGAAAUUGUAUAGUACUCACUGAGGAUAUGGGGAAACCUGCACAUGAUAAAAGAUGAUGUUAUGUGGGAAGUAUGAUGUCUGUAAUUUAAAUCAUCACUUAUAAUUGAACUGCAAUUGUACUGGCUGUGCCCUAUAUACAAAAGUGUGGUGUUCUGCCUGUAUUUAGCAUAUUUUUUUAUCUGUUGAGCAUCAGUCAUUUUGCUAAAAGUCAAGAAAAAGAAAGCGAGGGAAACAUGGAAGGCAGUGAAAGGGAUGUGGGUUCCAUAUUUGCAACUUAUCAUAGUAGAUUCAGACAUCCUUUCAGUCUUUCUUCCUUGUAGAUAUGUUUCUAGUUGCAUUUUAAAAUAGGCAGAGCGACAAGCGGUUGUUCCAUUAUAAGAAGACAUUUUCUGACGAGAGGUAGGAAGAGCUUUGAUGUGUUAUAAGUUCGCAUUGUUAAAGUGGACAUUGAUAUCCAUAAAAUGGUGUAAUUUCAGUGCAGAGUUCUGUGAUGAAAUGAAAGUCUGAGAGAAUGUGGUUCCUUCUUAUUCUACUGCAUCUGGGAUUGCAGCUCCCACUGAGCUUUUCCUGCCCAAGUAGCUGUGCGUGCUUUCCAAAUGGGGAUGUUGAAUGCACAGGGGCCAUCACUGAAAUCCCACAUCUGAAAGCCAAUCAAACCGUCCGCCUGAAACUCAAUAAAACUCAAAUAACAAUCCUUAAUCCCCAAAGUUUUCAGGCUCUUGUUCUUUUACAGCGCCUCCAAAUUAGCCACAAUCCUCUUGCCACCAUCCACCCAGAAGCCUUUGAUAAUGCUUCUCUGCUCCGGUCAGUUGUGUUGUCAUCUAACUCCAUCUCUGUUCUUCCACCAAGAGUGUUCAGUAGCCUGGGAAAACUAGAGCAGCUUUACUUGGACAGGAAUCAACUGAUGUCUCUCCAUGUAGACACAUUUAAAAAGCUGGUCAAUCUCAAGGAACUGGACAUCAGCAAAAACAAAAUUGCAAAUUUGGAUGCCAGAAUCUUCCAGAAUGUGACAAACUUGAAUCACCUGAACCUGUGUGAGAACUUACUACAAAAGAUCCCACAGACGAUGUUCCACAACCUUAAGAAACUCAAGUCUCUGAUACUUUACUCCAACCAGCUGAAGACUAUAGAGGAAGGUUCCUUUGAUCAACUGCACAAUCUGAUAAUGCUCAUGCUGAAUAAAAACCAAAUCCGAGAAAUCCCUCCUCGACUUUUUAGGCACAUGCCCAAACUGUUAACCCUGACUCUGUCUGGCAACCAACUUCGUUAUAUUCCAAGUGAGACCUUUUACUAUCUACCCAACCUUACUAAACUUACACUCUACAAAAACCCUCUAAUCUCCCUGCCGGACCAGCUAGUAGGUCACAUGCCAAGACUUAAGGAGCUCUACCUGUAUAACACCAAUCUCACCAGUGUGCCCUGGAACCUUUUUGCUAACAUGACUGGCCUCAGGGUUUUGAAUUUCCACUUUAAUGACAAACUCGCCUCACUACCAAAGGACCUCUUUUGUUGCUUGCCCAAUCUUCAAAAGCUAUCUUUAAAAAACAACAUACUUCACGAUUUACAUCCAGAUCAGUUUUCAGACCUAACCAAUCUUCAAAUUCUAAUGCUCAAUGAUAACAUGCUCCGGUCCCUUUCGGCAAAGACCUUCCAAAAUCUCCAUAGACUAACCAAGCUUGAACUGAGCAACAACAAUCUGAAUGAACUCCCAGGAGAUAUUUUUGCGCAUGUCACUGCACUGCGGUCUGUUACUCUUGGGGGCAACCAGUGGAACUGCACAUGCAGCAUUCUGGACAUUGUAAAAUGGAUUCGUGAAAACCGAAAUGCAGUUACUGACCUGCAUGACGUAUUAUGUGAUGAACCUUACUACUUACGUAAUAAACAACUGGAUAUGUUAACCAGUGACAGUCUGAAAUGUGGCAUCACCACUACAGGAUAUCUAAAUGUUUCUGUGAUCACUACAGGAAUGCAUUCUUCAGAAAAAACAACAUCCUCAUCUUCAUCAACAGCCUCAUAUUUAUCUACAGCAUCAUCUUUCACUGGCACAAGAACCACUACCAAUGUUGCUGCAAAGACAAACACACAAUCUCCAACCACUAUUCUUUCAAUUCAUCUGACUACACUAACCCCUUCUACAACGGCUUCUACAACCGAGGAAGAACAUAUUCAUGUCUUCAAGUCCAGUGUAUUCUAUGACACUGUGGUCCUUGUUAAUGGUCCUGAUAUUGUCCAUAACAAUCGCCACCAGCGCUGGGUGUACCUGUGGACCGUACCUGCUACUGGACUAUACAGUGGGUUUUUGAUGGCUUUGUAUGUUGUUCUCAUAGUCACCGGUGUAAUUCUGAUCAUAGCCAAUGCUUAUGCUUUGCACCGUCUACAUAAGGCUUUGUGGAAAACAGGGAUGACUCUUACUAGAAAUCAGACAAUCAUAACUAAACGAUUGCGGCGUUUUAAUGGCAAACUCUAGAAAUAGUACGUUGGAUUUCCUCUUAUAUCAUUAAUCUCUAGCCACAGUUUUGCUCAGUGACACAUUCUGUUGUCCUGACUCACGAUGAGUAUAUCUGCUUGAACACUGCAUGUUAAUUUUUUAUAACAGCAUGGUUAUGUUAUGAUUUAUGUAUAACUUUGUUUUGUAGAGAAGAUCCCUAAAAUUUGGCAAAAUUGUAUACAAAUGAGUUUGUUUUUUUCCCCCCCACAUAUUUACAAUUCAUAUUUCAUGUCAUUUAAUCACUAUUUUUAACCUUAAAUAAAAUAAAAUACAACGACAUCUGAUGAAAUUACGGGGGUGUUUUUUUUUUUUUUUUUAUCAAAAGUUUCACACAGCCAAGAGCUUGUUUCCAAAGUUUCAAGGUAUGAGGCAUUACAAAACAAACAACAACAAAAAAAAAUGUACGAAAUGAAUAUGGGUAAAUGCAUGUAUUUCUUUUACACAUUUGAGUCAUAUAUUAUGGCUUAUUUUUUGGAAAUAAAUGCCUAAAAUUAGAAAAGAUAAUGCAAGUCUGGCAAUAAUGCAAGUGUGUUUCAAGCUUGAAAUGAGUAGAAAUGUCCAGAAAUAGGUUUAAUAUUCAUAUAUUUGGUUUAUUGUAUUGUGUGUGAACUACUAGAUAAAUUUGAACAUAUUCCUGAUGUCAUUUGUUUGAAUCUGCUGAUUAACCGAAAUUAUAGAACUAAAAUCAUAGAAAGCUUCACCAUCAUUGCUUCUUUCAAGAAUAAAUGCUUCAAAUUAGCAAACAAAUCUGCAAAUAGAACAUUAAAAUGAGUAAAAAUGCCUACAAAUAGGUUUAAUAAUCAUACAUUUGGUUUACUGUAAUCUCCAAAUAGGAAACACUAUAUAAAUUAAACUAUACGUAACAUAUUAUCACUUGCUAAGAUGUCAAUUUUGGCAGUGCAGUCAUAUGCAGCAACUUUAAUGAGCUUAAUGGAUACAGAAGUUAUGACCAGAUGUAAACUGGAAGCAUUUUAC
Messenger RNA from Ictalurus furcatus (blue catfish), 4641 nucleotides. Its product is annotated as platelet glycoprotein V. Gene Ontology annotation, molecular function: protein binding. The record is from RefSeq and is a predicted model, not a curated record. The transcript has 2 exons. NCBI's taxonomy places the organism in Eukaryota, Metazoa, Chordata, Actinopteri, Siluriformes, Ictaluridae. The coding region runs from base 1690 to 3645 and encodes 651 amino acids.